This is a messenger RNA of Penaeus indicus, 5164 nucleotides long. RefSeq names its product vacuolar protein sorting-associated protein 8 homolog. Gene Ontology annotation, biological process: protein targeting to vacuole; endosomal vesicle fusion. The coding region runs from base 46 to 3093 and encodes 1015 amino acids. The record is from RefSeq and is a predicted model, not a curated record. Gene Ontology annotation, cellular component: HOPS complex; late endosome. The transcript has 17 exons. Lineage: Eukaryota; Metazoa; Arthropoda; Malacostraca; Decapoda; Penaeidae.
ACACAUGGAAGUCAGGAGGAGUUGCAGUUUAUCCCACUGCAGAAAAUGUCCUUAUCAUACCUAGUCCAAGCCAUGGCAUGGCUCAACUCCCGGACUCUGGCUGUGAUGGAUACCAAAGAGCACUUGCAUGUGAUUGAUGUCAAGACUCAAGAUGAGCUAGAGACUGUGGAUCUUGCCCACCUUGGCCUGGUCUAUGCUUCUGCACACUUCAAAGCCAUUGCCACUGGAAGCAAUGUCAGUAAAGCAAUGGCACUGGCAGGUGAGAGAGCCUGUUAUCACUCCAUGGUCAGUUUUGGAUCACAGGUUUUGCUACUUGGGACAAAAUCAUUCCAGGUAGUCACAGUGCGCACGUGGGUGGACCGGCUGGACCACCUUGUUCGUGGGGGACAUGUCCGUGAGGCUCUGCAGCUGGCAUUAGACAUAUAUCAAGAUAAGGCUCAAGCUGUUGUAGGACUCAAACAUAAGAAAGAGAAAAGACAAUUGCUUGUUCAAGAAAAAAUCAAUGAGCUUCUUAAUCAGUACCUUGACUCUGCACUAGAGAAGCUUCCAGAACGAAACAACUUGGAAGGCCUGAAUAAGUAUUAUACCCAGUUGGUCCCUCUUUGCGUCCAAGUUGCUGUGGGAGCUCACCUUCGGGAACUGCUGUUUGGGAGGAUGUGGGACCUCUUCAGUGAAGAUGCCAUAUCCAAAGGCAUUUUCUUGGAGUCACUAGAGCCAUACAUCCUGAGUGACCAGUUGGCAGACAUGUCACCUAGCAUAUCGCAGUGCCUCCUGUCUCACCAUGAGGCAUGUGGCAGACUUCAGGCUGCAGAAGCUUGCAUUGUCCACCUACUGGUGACAUCCCUUGACCUCCACCAAGCCAUGACCCUUUGCUGGACUCAUGGACUCUAUGAUGCUAUAUUCUACAUCUACACCCAUGGCAUGAGAGAUUUUGUUACUCCAUUGGAAGAACUCAUCACUGUUUUGAGUAAUGCUAUGGAUAGUGGCAAAGCCUUAACUGAUAGUCAGGUGAUGCUGGGAAACAAGAUUCUUGUAUAUGUGUCGAGUUGCCUAGCUGGACGUGCAUACCCACGGGGUGAGAUUGACCCAGAGGAACUCCAGCAAGUUAAACAUGAAAUAUUCAAGUGUAUUACAUCACUUCAUUCAAAAAAUGCAAAGCCAACUGAACAGGCUUAUCCUUUCCUAAGAACUCUGUUAAGAUUUGAUACUAGGGAGUUUUUGAAUGUCCUAGCACUAGCUUUUGAGGAGGCCGAGUUCACCUCAGAACUUGGGAUGAUCCAGAGGCAGCGUGUUGUGGAUAUCCUCCUCCAGGUGAUGGUAGAGGGAGAAGGCUUUGGGCCAGCUCAGUUGGGAGGACUCUUCACCUUCAUAGCACGUCAGAUGUCCAGGCAACAGGGCGCCAUUGCAGUCAACAGGCAGCUGUUUGAUCAAGUUUUGUGCCACCUAACAGCUCCAGAUGCAUCAAGUCACCAUGAGGAACGUCAAACAGCAUUACUAGAGCUCUUGCAAGAAGGUGGUCUUGUACAUUACAAGGUGGAACAACUGUUGGAGAAAGCACGGCAAGCAGGAUUUUAUCGAGUGUGUGAAUUCGUGUACGAAGAAAGAGGAGAACAUGAAAAGAUUGUUGAAUGUUACUUACAGGACAAGAUGAGGAAACAUCAAGUGUUUACAUAUAUACGUUCUGUCCUGUCAUCACCUCAGUUCACAGACUUGCAUGCACAGAAGAUUCAGCAGCAGUUCCUAAAACAUAUCAAGAGUCUCCUUGAGAUUGAUAGCAGCCGGGUAGCCAGCCUACUGCUGACCAUGCCACAGCUGACCCCUCUGCUGCCAGAAGUCACUAGCCAUUUGAGAGGAGAGCCACAGUUACUGUAUAAUGCUCUUCAUGCACUCUUCACUUAUAGAUCAACCCAUGCCUCUCCAGGGGGCCAUGGGGUGGACAACAAUGAUGGUACUCUCACACCAGAACUACAGGAGGAGUAUAUUGAUCUCAUGUGUCAGGUCAGCCCAAGCCAGGUUUAUGCAUACCUCAAGGGUGCUGAGGGGUAUCGCCUAGAGCAGACACUUGAGAUAUGUCGGCGGCACAAGCAGCAAGACUCGACAGCUUUCCUUUUAGAAAGAGCAGGUGACAUUAAGGGUGCUUUCGACAUUCUUCUGAAUAUACUGAAGUCAAAAGUUGAUGAUCUUUUGACUUGUGUGAAAGCUGAGGGGGCAACCAACUGCUUGCUUUCAUUGGGUCAUGUUCAAGCACAGGUUGUGAAAUUGGUACGUGUAUGCCAGUUGGGUUCAAGCCAGCUGGAGGAAUCAGGUCGGAGAGAACUAUGGUUUCCUUUGCUUGAUGUGCUGCUCUCCACACAGCCACCAUUGGCACAUGAUCAGCAGCUUGCUCAUGAGAUGCGAGGAAUGGUAGGCCAUGUGGUCAACAGUAUGAUGACCCAUAUCUCCCUUCCUGCAAUACUAGAGCGUGUCAUGCAUGAUCCUGGCUACUGUGAUGGGAACUUUGCUCAAAUCAAGCAUCUGUUGAAAGGUAUGGUGGAAAGGUAUGUUUAUGAAGAAACCCUUUAUGCUACAGUAAUCAGAAUAAUAGCUGGGGAUCAACUUAGCUACCUAACAAUGCAGCACAGUCAAGCAUGUUCUCCCCUUAUUGUGUAUACAACUACCUGUGCCAUCUGUCACAGUGUCUACCACCCAUCAAGCAAAGCAGUUGCUCAUAGUUGUGGUCAUAGUUAUCAUGCUCGUUGUGGUGGAGAAGCCCCUGCCUGUGUGCUCUGUACAGGCAGCAGCCAGGAGGAGCAGGCAGCUGAUCAGUCACAAGGUCCUGAUUCCAUAGAGGAACCAAGUGUGGGGCUUGACGAUACCCAGCUGGAAGGCAUUCGACGAGUGAAGGCCCUGAGCUUUGGAGGGUCAAGAUUACAGUUUUUGGAUGAAUUAUCAACUCCACGUGGAGGACCUCCAACAGACAAUACAUCUAAGGCGAAUCAAUCUUGGAGGAGCUCUGGGUCAGUGUCAGGAAAUCAGGACAUUUGGUCGUCACAAGACUUUGCCUUAAAAUUAGCACCACCAACCAUAGACUUUGAAGGUGAAGCCAACUGGUGAUCCUUAAUCUUAAAAUGAGAUGUAAAAAUAGUCCUUUAUUAAAGGUGAAGAAAUAGUGUCUUUGCAGGGAAUAUGAAAAGAAAGAUGCAACAAGUGCUUGGCAAAAAGUUCAUAAAAUAAGUCUAUGCAAAAGCUUGUGAAGAUCAUAAAGUGUAAAUCAGAACAGUAACUGAGACCCUGUGAAAUAAUUUCAAGAAGUCAAAUGGCAAUACAAGGACUUAUGCAAUUAUUUUUCUAAUAUCACAGGCGGGAGUGAUCAACAUGAAUGGAAUUUCAAGUCUGAGAAAACCAAAGAUAUGAUUUUGCUCAUAAUUAUCAGAUAAUACUUUCACUGACUGAAAGCAUUUCCAGCACAAAGGCACAAACUGUGUUUACAACAUGUAAAGUUAUAUAUUCAUAUAUUUUCACAAUAGUAAAAUGAUUUAUAUAUAUAUAUUUGUGUGAAUGUCUCUUGUGAAAUUAUUUCAUGUAAUUUUCCUUUUUUAUCUAUUUAUUUAUUAUCGUUUUCUUUAUUGGAAAAGAGGGGUGGGAAAGACAACUGACUACUUAGGAAAACAAGCUAUAAUUAAAGGGGCUAUAGGAUACAUAAUCAAACUAAACUCAAAAUUUCUAACAGAAGCCCUCCCGUAUGACUGAUUUUUCCAGUUGAAUUAAGUGAAAAUCAGGCUGUUUAAUGGCAGAUAUUUAGAAUAUGUAAUUAUUUACAUAUGAAAUUCAGUAUUAUAACAUCUUAUUUUAUAUUUGUCAUCUGUCCUGUAUCGUAAUUACUUCUGUGUAUUUACUUUAUGUUUAUUUAUGAUAUAUUUAAGUCGUAAUACUAUUGAAAUUGUUCUUUGAAUACACAGAAGGUAAUAUAUGCAAACAGUAUUUCAGUACCAAAAGGAGUGUUUUUUUUUUAUUUACAAAAAACAGUCAAGUAACUAUAAAAUACCAUGGCAGCAAGUUAAUAGUCAAUGGUUAGUAUAAACUAUGCUUAUUCCAGACAAAUGAACUAAAUCAUUAUGCUGAUUAUCUAAUCAAAGUGCAUGACAAGAUAAUCACAUAAAUUGCAAUACGAAAUCACUUUUUUGUCCCUUAUAUUUUUCUGGCUUCACUUUUACAUUCAUUUUUCUUAAGAUGUUGUAUAUUUAACUUUGAUAACAGAGUUACCAAGUACUCUCAUUUCUUAAGAGCUUUAAUAUCAAGUCACAGAACACAUCCACUAUUGUCCAAUGCUGCUUUUACACUUGACAAAUCAUUUUUUUCUGAUGAUGCCUCUAGCAGUUUGACUAAAUGAAAUAUAGAACAAUGCUCAUGAUAUUUUGAUAUAAAAAUUAAAGUUGGGCUGAGGAUGUAAUGUGUAAUAUGCUCAUUAUUUGUUUGUUUUUAUCCCUGUGAGUUAUGUAGAAUUGUCUUGAUAUUUUUUGAAUGGUAGCUUUAUCCAUUGCUUGGAUGAAGGUACUUGUCAGCUGUAAUUGUUAUUUAAUUAAGUAUUAUAAUUUUCAUCUGUAAAUUCCUAGUCCAUCAUGUAAAAAUACUUUAAUGUAAAUAAGAUGCAAAAUUGUGUGACCUAAUGAAGGGGUGCUAAAAACACCCUAUUAUUUAAUUAUUGUUUAGUCUAUAUAUUUUCAGUCUAACUGUGAUGCAGUAGAUGUUGAUUUUUAAAGAAGUUACAUAAUUGGUUUGAUCAGAGAAAACUAUUGUACUACCACAUUUUUCUUUAUUUAUUAAGUACAUGUUCAGGAUUGCAUCGAUCCCAAAGUUAUUGUAAAGUUGUAAACACAAAUAAAUUAUUUGCAUACCAAAAAGAUUUCUACAUAGGAAAGUCUUUUUUUUUGUAGCUUCAGAGCUUAAAAAAAACUUGAUAAUGUCACUCAUAUAUUAUGAUUCUUAAAAACUUUUGAACAUUCCACAACACAUUUGUGAGUUGUACUUCUUUAUUUUGAAUAAGAUAUACUCAGAAAAAAUUAUAUGAUUUAUGACUUCAGAUUAUGAGAAGUGAUGCUGUUUGAUAUCAUUUCUUUUGAAAACUUUCCUUCCUUAGGAAUUAAAAACUGAGAAAGAAUUAAGAGAAAUAAAUGAUAUAAAUUAA